Messenger RNA from Phycomyces blakesleeanus NRRL 1555(-), 360 nucleotides. RefSeq lists its product as hypothetical. The record is from RefSeq and is a predicted model, not a curated record. The coding region runs from base 1 to 360 and encodes 119 amino acids. Lineage: Eukaryota; Fungi; Mucoromycota; Mucoromycetes; Mucorales; Phycomycetaceae. The transcript is spliced from 2 exons.
AUGAGAGUAAGUUAUGAAUGGAGGAUGUGGCUGGGAUGCCUCCAAAGCUCUCAUGGAUAUCUAAUUAUUGUCAUUAUCUAUUUUAACGGAAACUCCUUGUUGUCUAUCAACAAGGAUCGAGUAUUUCGACAAAAUCCAAUCGUAUUCGGGAACUUAGAUACUGUUCCUGCCAGUUCCGAUCAGUUGUACUCUUCAUUUUCGUACUACCGACAGGGUUUUUAUUAUCAAAACCAGCUAUCCCUUUUAAAGAUAAUGUACCGUUUAACUCGUGGAAGAAGUGUUUUUACAAUAUACAGCUUUUUCCAAAGUACAUAUGAUUAUCUCUUACACACAAGGCUGCUACAAUACAGUGCACAUUAA